CUUCUCCCGCCACCGCCGCUUGCUGCCCAAUCCCGAGACCGGAAUUUUCAUCUUUGCAACUUUCUUCAGAUCGUGUGCAAACGAAUUUUAUCAGCGCAAUCCGACACUUUGCAACCACUUUUUACCACCGACUCUCGCCUUUUGUUAAAGGUGCACUCUCAAAACCUCCUCUGAGCGCAUUCUCUCAGAUCAGAGAGACUGCUUGAUGGGCCUUGCGACGGUUCGCUGUAUUUUGCAUUAAUAUAAAGUACAACAACACUCUUCCGGCUUCUUCCGCUCGUCCAGGCUCACGCAUCUCGGUGGCCGCUAUUGCUCCUCAGUCGAUCAAUAACCCACAAGAUGCCAGGCCCGACUCGGUUUUCUUUGCUGUUUGCAGCGUAUCCGACAAUCACAGCUGCGAUAUUGCUGGCUUUUCGCCGACUGCAGCACCCGUUUUUCGACCGGAUAAUAGCGCAGCCAGCACAACAAGUACGCUUCUUUCACCGUACUGCCAAUAACGCUCUUGCAAUUACAGCACCAGCUGGAGCGGCUACUGCUACCUACUCUUCUUCGCAAAAUAUCGGCGGCACUGCGAAUGUGGGGAACGGACCGAAUAACGUGCCGACAAGUAACGGCGGGUUCAGCUAUCUGAUUAGUCCUUCGUUUCGCCCCAAGAACCGCAGAUCUUCAAGCGGAAAGCCGAGGCAGCGAAAGACAACUCGGCCAGACUCUGGCGAGGACAGUUUCUUCUACGCAAAAAUCGGCGAGUCUGACUCGAUUGCGCUUGGUGUGAUUGACGGUGUGGGCGGAUGGAAUGAAAUUGGAGUCGAUGCAACUGAUUUCAGUCAUACCUUGGCCGAAACUAUGUCAGAGCUCACCUCAAAGCUGCAAAUCGUGUCAGAAUACUCGUUCCCGCCUCUUGUCUUGCUCGACGCUGCCUACACUGCCGUCAAAAAUUCAGGCCAGGUCAAAGCCGGCGGCUCGACCGCUUGUGUUGGAGUUGCUCACAGCAACGGCACUCUGCAGGCAGCCAAUCUGGGCGAUUCCGGAUUUUUUAUAUUUAGAGAUGGAAAGCUACACUACAUGUCUGACCCUCAGACCCAUUUCUUCAACGCGCCUUACCAACUGGCUAUCAUUCCCCAGCAAAUCGUCGAGGAAAACGCUCGUCGUGGCGGCAAGAACUUUGACGACAAACCGAGCGACGCCAGUUUAUCCACCCACAAGCUGAAACACGGAGACGUCGUGGUGUUUGUAACUGACGGUAUUCUCGACAACUUGGCGCCGCAGGAUUGUUUGCGGAUAGUCAACGAGGAGAUGGUCAUCAACGGAAACUGGAUCGUUGACAGGCGCUCGGGUGAUAUCCAUGCAAAUGCCAGCGACAAGCAGUACACUGGUGUUGAAUCGUUAGCCAAGCGGAUAGUGGGCGCGGCAUUCAAGGCUAGUAUCGACCCCAAAACAGACGGCCCUUUUGCCAAAGAAGCGCAAAGGCAAGUUAAGGUCCUCUACAAGGGUGGCAAGCCUGACGACAUUACCGCCGUGGUGAUGUUUGUGCAGCAGCCCUUAGGCGGACGGCCCCAGGAAAAGUUAUAG
Messenger RNA from Myxozyma melibiosi, 1569 nucleotides. Its product is annotated as phosphatase 2C-like domain-containing protein. Gene Ontology annotation, molecular function: protein serine/threonine phosphatase activity. Gene Ontology annotation, biological process: protein dephosphorylation. Bases 340 to 1569 code for a protein of 409 amino acids. The record is from RefSeq and is a predicted model, not a curated record. Lineage: Eukaryota; Fungi; Ascomycota; Lipomycetes; Lipomycetales; Lipomycetaceae. The transcript has 2 exons.